Molecule: messenger RNA, 2991 nt
Organism: Lates calcarifer (barramundi perch)
Lineage: Eukaryota; Metazoa; Chordata; Actinopteri; Centropomidae
Product: zinc finger protein 385C
Exons: 9
Coding region: 91-1752 (553 amino acids)
Cellular component (GO): nucleus
Molecular function (GO): zinc ion binding; nucleic acid binding
Source: RefSeq, a predicted model, not a curated record
CAUUACCCGCGUGGUUUAUCUUCUCUUGACUCGCUCGCGGGACCGAGACGCCCGCAGCUGAGCUCGCGCUGUAAUCUGUGACAGCUGGAAAUGGACAGCAGCGACGGAGGAGCCGCGAAACCGUCUUACACAGAUAUGAAACGUCCCAAGAGCCCUGACUGGCUGGACAGCAAGAGUCAGGAGGGGCAGGAGGAGGAAGAAGAAGAAGAGGAGGAUGAAGAUGAGGAGAGGAAGGCGGGGGGAGGACACAGGGCCAAACGGGAGCGACGUCAGAGCAGCGGCAGCGCCACCAUGUGCCAGGUGUGCAACAUACAGCUCAACUCCAGCGCCCAGGCCCAGAUCCACUACAGAGGGAAGACGCACCAGAGGAGGCUGCGGCGACUUGCGAAGGCUGUGAGCGCAGGUGCACUGUCCCAGAGUCAAGUCCACCCACUCCUGGGAUCCCUGCCUCUGCAGGGUCGACCCCUGCAGCCGCAGACUCACGCCCAGCUGGAGCACUUCCUGCCGCUCAGGGUCAACGGCACCUCACCGCUCAGCCUCUUUCCCAACUUCAACACGAUGGACCCGGUGCAGAAGGCAGUGAUCAACCACACCUUUGGAGUGGCCCCACCCAAGAAGAAACCCAUCAUCUCCUGUAACAUCUGUCACCUGCGCUUCAACUCCACUACCCAGGCGGAGGCCCACUACAAAGGUCACAAACAUGCUCGCAAGCUAAAGGCCUUGGAGACCCAGAGGAACCGGCAGAAGAACGGACACAACACAUCCACAACAGGAAAAGACAGAGACAGAGAGAGGGGGAUGAUGGGAGGGGCGGUGCCAACAGACUCACUUCUAAAAGACAAAAAAGGCCCAAGCUCCUCCUCUCAGCCUGCACAGCAGCAAACUGAAAGCACCCAGGGGAGUUCACUGGCAGCCACUCCAUCCUCACUGCCUUCAUCCACGGACUCCUCCUCGCUCCACUCUCCUCAGCUGUCCCCACAAGUCUCCCCUGGCUCUCAGCUUUCUGAUCUAGCCUCAGACAGUCCACCUGUGGAAGGAUGCAGCCCAGCCACCGGCACAGCCCCGCGCUCAGACCCUCAGGGAAGCUCCGCCGGAGGUGAGGAGGAGGUGGUGGGAUUGGAUGAGGCUAAGGAGGCCAAGAGCAACAAAAAACAUCUCCACUGUCUUAUGUGCAAAGUUACGGCCAAUUCCAGCUCCCAGUUGGAGGCCCAUUGUAGUGGCUCUAAGCACAAACAGAUGCUGGACGGUCACAACAGCAGCCAGUCACAGCGCAGGGUCAAGAUGACAUCAUCACCCAGACCCACCAGCCGAAUUAAGCAGCGACUGGGCAGCAAGACCAGAGCGGUUGUCGGUGUUUCCAGCCAGCCCUUUCAAUGUGAACUGUGCCAGGUGUCCGUCAACUCAGAGACACAGCUGAAGCAGCACAUGAACAGCAGGAGACACAAAGAGCGUCUGGCUGGGAAGCCUGUCAAGGCAAAGUUCACUCCCUAUAAUAAACUACAGCCCAGCGCUGUCUUAGCAACUAAACUGGCCCUACAGAAGCAGCUGUCCAAGGCCCUGCCGGCAGGUUUCCUGACCAACCCCCUCAAUCCAGCUGCCUUGUGCACCAUGGCAUCCGGGCCCCUGGCACUGCGGCUGCCGCCAGGUCCCACAGCCAUCAUCCAGGGUCCGCUGAUCAGCCCCACGCUUUUCAGGCCCGCCCCAGGACCUUUGAGGGCCACACAUGCGCCCAUUAUCUUCUCUCCUUACUAGCAAUGAGCUGCCAACCUAGGCUGGAGGACCUACAAGCAGAGUGGACAUAACCCCGGCCAAACACUGGACAAAGCAGGGGGAUCCCCUAAGUGACAACAGGACACUAUGCAGUGGCUGCGUAUAUCAGCACGUCAAGUUUGGCAGGUUCAAGUCAUGAGAACAGUAUGCGCAAUCCCCUGGUGCGGAUUGAGAUAUCAGCACUGACUGACCAGUGUCUCGCCCCCUUAAAAAUGGAAGGACCAUCACUCAGCUGUUUCCUCUCAACCAACUGUUGAGUGCAUGUUCCCCCGGGGUCAGGACCCCUCUGGAAGCCAUAACGACAAGCAACUUUUAGUUUUAUUUAUAAGACUAUAAUAGACCAAUACACUAGGAUGUGUAAAUGUUACUAAGUGUUUGUUGCCAAAAGUCUUUCAUUUUGAGAGCUUUCUUUCGUAGUUGUACUCUGGGAGAUCAAGUACAAGUAAUGCUUCAUCCCUGCUUUCGUUUCCAAAUCUAAAUGGAAAAAAUCCAGAUUGUGUUAAUCUCCUGUGAAACUCACUCCUUAUAUAUAACCCCCUCCACCUGUGAAAGGAGAUCCAUAACUUUGGCUUGCUGAUGUAUUUGCAUCUCAACAAAUUUACGUCUUUAUUGCCACAGGCUGAUGUGGACGCCUUUUUGUUAUAAUUAAUUUUAGAUAAAUACAUACAUUAACUUUUCUCUCUUGCUCUCUUACGUGGUGACAAUCAACCACCACCAUGAUGAUAAUGCCAAGAAUACUCUCCUUUAUGGGGACAAAUCACAUGUAAUGUAUACAAUGAGAUGGUUUAAUUUAAAGUUAUAAAGUUUAAAAACUGUAUUUGUUCAACAUGAGCCAUUAUAAAAAGCUCUUCAGGUGAUGGUUAGAUAGAUAAGUUAGUUAUUUUGCAACAGCUUGAUGCUGUUUGUGCAAUAUAAAGAGACAGGCUGAUGUGUGCUGUUGUCCAAAAUCUAAAAAAACGUGAUCGCAUUUUCAAAUGUGUCUUUCACAAUAUUAAAUAUGUUUCUUUUUUAUAAAGUUGUAUUAACAACUGUUUUUUCAUUUUAGAAAUCUCUCUCCCACCUGAUUGUGCUGAAUCAUCCUAAGCAAUAUGUAUUUUUGAAGUGUCACAUGGUAAAAUUAAUGACUAGUGUAACUGUGCAUCAAUUGCAAUAAUGUAAAUUAUUAUGUGCUAAAAUGUCAAUACUGUAUUCUAUAUGAACUUAUAAAUAGUACUGUUUUUA